AAUAAACCUUCAAGAAAACUACAUCGGUUUAAUAACAACGAAAUGAAAUUGCAAGUGGCUAUAAUUUUUGUAACAUUGGCUGUGGUCUCGGCCAAAUUUGAGCUUCGUACUAAAGAUGAUGCUUUAAGAGCCCAUGAAGAAUGUCGCGAGGACAAUUAUGUUCCCGAUGAGAUAUACGAAAAAUACCUCAACUACGAAUUCCCCGAACACAAACGUACCAAGUGCUAUGUUAAAUGUUGGGUUGAGAAAAUGGAAUUAUUCCGCGAAAGAAAAGGUUUCGAUGAGAAGAAUAUUAUCUAUCAGUUCAGCCAUGAACAUCCCCAUUACUUGGCAAAUAUAAGUCACGGUUUGGAAAAGUGUAUCGAUCACAAUGAAUCUGAAUCAGAUGUUUGUACAUUUGCUCACCGCGUCUUCUCCUGCUGGCUUAAGAUUAAUCGUCCUGCUGUUCGUAAAAUCUUAGCCGAUAUCGAUGCUAAGGAGGGACGUGUCAUUGCUGAGUGCUUAGAUCGUAUCUCUAAUCCAGAAAUCAAUACCACAGAUCUGUUAGAGAUUUUAAAAAAUUAUUCCAAUUGGACAUUUGAGGAAAUACCUUGUUUUGCCAGAUGUGUAGUGGCCGAGAAGGGAUGGUUUGACAUUGAUCUUCAUCGUUGGAAUAAACAAAAAAUUGUUGAUGAUUUGGGUGAAAAUCUGUACAAUUAUUGUCGUUAUGAAUUCAGUCGUUCCUUUAAAAAUGGAUGUACUUAUGCUUUUAAGGGUUUAAAAUGCUUGAAGGAUGCGGAAUUAAAUGUCAUUGUUACGUACUCCCAUCUGCUGGAGUGUAUUAAUGAAAAGGCCACUAGCAUGUCACAGCUCUUGGAAUAUUAUCACUUUCCAAAAGGUGAACGCAUACCCUGCCUCUUUAAUUGUUUCGCCACCAGAGCUCAAUUGUAUGACGACAAUAACGAAUGGGUUACAAAGAAUUGGCUCAAGGCAUUUGGUCCGCCCAGAGAUGUAAAUAUGGAAAAUGUAGCGGUAUGUCGUGUACCAAAUGAGAGAAGAAAAACCAUGAAUGUGUGUGCUUGGAUGUACGAGGAGUAUAAUUGUUGGGAGCGUUUCAAUUAUAAUACAAAUGGUUCGGUGGCUUAUCGCAAGGCAUUGAGAAAGAGCAAUGGCCACAAAAUGUUUUAAGCGUGGUGCUGUUAUUUACUAUAAGUAUGACCGUAUAAAAUACGAAAAAAAAAACGAAAAAUUAUUUAUAAAUUUAAAACAGUAUUGGCAUAAAAAACAAAAAUUAUUUAUAAUUGGUUAGAAAUUAAAUGUAAGGUAAUCAUUUUUAGCAAAAAAAAAUAUUCAAAUGCAUUGUAUAAAUUAUUAUAUUAUAAUCACAGCACGUGUAAUUAUUUCUAUAAAGUUAUUAUUAAAUCUUGACCCCUCCAAGAAAUUGUGUUGGUGGAAAAUCAAAUAAAAGUAUAAGCAAAGCUGAGCAUUAUAUAUGGAGUAAAGCUUUAAUAAAAGUAAAAAUAAUUGCA
Calliphora vicina (urban bluebottle blowfly) is the source of this 1508-nucleotide messenger RNA. RefSeq lists its product as uncharacterized. The record is from RefSeq and is a predicted model, not a curated record. The transcript has 6 exons. Gene Ontology annotation, molecular function: odorant binding. Gene Ontology annotation, biological process: sensory perception of smell. The coding region runs from base 43 to 1167 and encodes 374 amino acids. NCBI's taxonomy places the organism in Eukaryota, Metazoa, Arthropoda, Insecta, Diptera, Calliphoridae.